Messenger RNA from Pecten maximus, 2667 nucleotides. RefSeq names its product mucin-1-like. The record is from RefSeq and is a predicted model, not a curated record. The transcript has a single exon. Bases 1 to 2667 code for a protein of 888 amino acids. Lineage: Eukaryota; Metazoa; Mollusca; Bivalvia; Pectinida; Pectinidae.
AUGCUCCACUACAACAUCAGAUACAGCCCAAGUAAAAUACAGGACACGAUCCCAAUACAACACCGAACACGACCCACGACAACACCGGACACGGCCCCACUACAACACCAGACACGGCCUCACUACAACACCAGUCAUGUCCCCACUACAACCCCAGACACGGCCCAACUACAACAUCAGUCACGUCCCCACUACAACACCAGACACGGCCCCACUACAACACCAGACACGGCCCCACAACAACACCAGACACGACCCACUAUAACACCAGACACGGCCCCACUACAACACCAGACACGGCCCCACUACAACACCAGACACGGCCGCACUACAACACCAGACACGGCCCCACUACAACACCAGACACGGCCCCACUACAACACCGGACACGGCCCCACAACAACACCAGACACGACCCACUAUAACACCAGACACGGCCCACAUACAACACCAGACACGACCAACUAUAACACCAGACACGGCCCACAUACAACACCAGACACGGCCCCACUACAACACCAGACACGGCCCCAAUACAACACCAGACACGGCCCCACUACAACACCGGACACAACCCCACUACAACACCGGACAUGGCCCAACUACAACAUCAGACACGGCCCCACUACAACACCAGACACGGCCCCACUACAACAGCAGACACGGCCCCACUACAACACCGGACACGGCCCCACUACAACACCAGACACGGCCCCACUACAACACCAGACACGGCCCACUACAACACCAGACACGGCCCCACUACAACACCAGACACGGCCCCACUACAACACCAGACACGGCCCCACUACAACACCGGACACGGCCACACUACAACAUCAGACACGGCCCUUCUACAACACCAGACACGGCCGCACUACAACACCAGACACGGCCCCACUACAACACCAGACACGGCCCCUCUACAACACCAGUCACGACCACCAGACACGGCCCCACUACAACACCAGACACGGCCACCAGACACGGCCCCACUACAACACCAGGCACGGCCCACUACAACACCAGACACGUCCGCACUACAACACCGGACACGGCCCCACUACAACACCGGACACGGCCCCACUACAACACCGGACACGGCCCCACUACAACACCGGACACGGCCUACUACAACACCGGACACGGCCCCAUUACAACACCAGACACGGGCCCAUUACAGCACUAGACACGGGCCCCACUACAACACCAGACACGGCCCCACUACAACACCGGACACGGCCCCAUUACAACACCGGACACGGUCCCACAACAACACCAGACACGGCCCCACUACAACACCAGACACGGCCCCACUACAACACCAGACACUGCCCCAUUACAACACCGGACACGGCCAUACUACAACAUCAGACACGGCCCCACUACAACACCAGACACGGCCGCACUACAACACCAGACACGGCCCCACUACAACACCAGACACGGCCCCACUACAACACCAGACACGGCCCCACUACAACACCAGACAUGGCCCCACUACAACACCAGACACGGCCCCACUACAACACUAGACACGGCCCCACUACAACACCAGACAUGGCCCCACUACAACACCAGACACGGCCCCACUACAACACCAGACACAGACACACUACAACACCAGACAUGGCCCCACUACAACACCAGACACGGCCCCACUACAACACCAGACACAGCCACACUACAACACCAGACACAGCCACACUACAACACCAGACACGGCCCCACUACAACACCGGACACGGCCCCACUACAACACCAGACACGGCCCCUCUACAACACCAGUCACGACCACCAGACACGGCCCCACUACAACACCAGACACGGCCACCAGACACGGCCACCAGACACGGCCCCACUACAACACCAGACACGGCCGCACUACAACACCGGACACGGCCCCACUACAACACCGGACACGGUCCCACAACAACACCAGACACGGCCCACUACAACACCGGACACGGCCCCAUUACAACACCAGACACGGCCCCACUACAACACCAGACACGGCCCCACUACAACACCAGACACGGGCCCACUACAGCACCAGACACGGCCCCACUACAACACCGGACACGGCCCCAAAACAACACCGGACACGGCCACACCAAACACCGGACACGGCCACCAGACACGGCCACACUACAACACCAGACACGGCCCCACUACAACACCAGACACGGGCCCACUACAACACUAGACACGGGGCCCACUACAACACCGGACACGGUCCCACUGCAACACCGGACACGGGCCCACUACAACACCAGACACGGCCACACUAUAACACCGGACACGGCCCCACUACAACACCGGACACGGCCCCCACUACAACACCGGACACGGGCCCACUACAGCACCGGACACGUCCACACUACAGCACCGGACACGGCCCCCACUACAACACCGGACACGGGCCCACUACAACACCAGACACGGCCCCACUACAACACCGGACACGGGCCCACUACAACACCAGACACGUCCACACUACAACACCAGACACGUCCACACUACAGCACCGGAUACGCAAAUCACGCUUUGCAACUCAAUUCUCGAAGGAAAGAUAUACUCUAUGUUUAUUGUAGGAUACUGUUUACAUAUGUCAUACAAAAAAGACGUCUUGUAUUUUUGUCAACUUACUUCAUGAUGAUGUCAUAA